Aspergillus chevalieri is the source of this 1362-nucleotide messenger RNA. Its product is annotated as aminotransferase, class III. NCBI's taxonomy places the organism in Eukaryota, Fungi, Ascomycota, Eurotiomycetes, Eurotiales, Aspergillaceae. The record is from RefSeq and is a predicted model, not a curated record. Gene Ontology annotation, molecular function: transaminase activity; pyridoxal phosphate binding. The transcript is spliced from 5 exons. Bases 1 to 1362 code for a protein of 453 amino acids. Gene Ontology annotation, cellular component: cytosol.
AUGACUCAAGCUGUUGUUCCCUCUACCAGCGCUGUCCUCCACCGAGACACCCGCUUCAUUCCCAAGAAAGCCAUCGGCGGAAAAGGAAGCUACAUCUUCCUCGAAGAUGGUCAAAAAGUCCUCGACUCAACUGGCGGUGCUGCAGUCUCUUGCUUGGGCCACGGUAACGAGAAGGUCCAGAAGGCUAUGAUAAAACAGAUCAAUGAGCUGUCGUAUUGCCACUCGGCCUUUUUUGGAACGCAGGCAUCGGAAGAUCUUGCUAGGUUGCUUGUUGACUCAACCGGCGGAAAACUUUCAAAGCUUUAUGUUUCUAGCUCUGGCUCUGAAGCGGUAGAAGCAGCCCUAAAACUUUCCCGCCAAUACUACCUCGAACUAUCCACGCCGCAACCCCAACGUACCCGAUUCAUCUCCCGGCGUCCAUCUUACCAUGGAAUCACACUUGGUGCUCUAGGUGCAGGAGGUCACCCCCUCAGACGUGAGCCAUUCGAGCCCCUCCUGGCGCAAAACACCUCGCAUGUCUCCCCAUGUUUCGCAUACCGCGGGAAGCAAAAAGGCGAAUCAGAUGAAGAGUAUGUUGCCCGUCUAGCGGCAGAGCUAGACACAGAGUUCCAACGCGUUGGACCGGAUACUGUAUGCGCGUUUAUCGCAGAGCCAGUCGUUGGCGCGUCUCUCGGCUGCGUCCCCGCAGUACCCGGCUACUUCCAAGCAAUGAAAGCCGUCUGCCAGCGCUACGGCGCGCUUUUCAUCCUCGACGAAGUCAUGAGCGGCAUGGGCCGCUGCGGCACCCUCCACGCAUGGGAACAAGAAGGCGUGGUACCCGAUAUCCAAACCAUCGCCAAAGGACUUGGCGGUGGCUACGCUCCCAUUUCGGGCGUGUUGAUUGCAGAACACAUCGUGCAAACCAUGGACAAGGGGACUGGUGCCUUUCGCCAUUUCCAGACGUACCAGGGACAUCCGAUUGUGUGUGCGGCGGCGUUAGCGGUGCAGAGGGUUAUUCAGGAGGAGAAUUUGCUUGAGAAUGUGAAGAAGAUGGGGGAUUAUUUGGAGAAGGGACUGAAGGAGAGGCUCGGUGGGCAUCCGCAUGUGGGUGAUAUCAGAGGGAAGGGUUUGUUCUGGGGUAUCGAAUUCGUCAAAGACAAGAACACAAAGGAGCCCUUCGAUCCGGCGAUGGGUAUCGCAGCGCAGGUCCAAGAAACGGGCUUGUCGCCAGAAUAUGGCAUCUCGCUGUAUGCUGCUGGAGGAACGGUGGAUGGAAUCCGAGGAGAUCAUAUUCUUCUGGCGCCGCCUUUUAAUGUGUCCAAGGAAGAAAUUGACUUUAUAGUUGGUACUACGGUGAAGGUUGUUGAGGAUGUUUUCAAAUAA